Messenger RNA from Durio zibethinus, 1416 nucleotides. The record is from RefSeq and is a predicted model, not a curated record. Lineage: Eukaryota; Viridiplantae; Streptophyta; Magnoliopsida; Malvales; Malvaceae.
UCUAAGUUCUAGCACCCCUUAUUUCGCGGCGGAUGUUCACGUUUAACUUUUCCAUCUGUAUAAACAUAUUGAUACAUUCGGACUAUGAAUACGUAUGACAUAAUAUGUAUUAUACACAUUAAAAAAAAAAAAAAAACCCAACCAUUUUUACUGGGAGUGGUAUAUUUUAUCUACAAGCUACCUAAUCCAUCUCUUAUGUGAAACCCAUCUGGAAGACAAGGAGAAAGCGAAGACGAAGUCGAACACCAAGAGGGGAAGGUUGAAGUUGUGAAUUUUUUUGUCCCCAGUUUCGUAGUGGCAACCGGAAAAAUGGAGCUUCUGGUGGGUCCCACAUUCAGUAUCGAGGUUGCUGCUUCGGCCACGUAUGUUAGAGACGGGCCUCAGGAGAAGAUUUCCUCCUCUUGCUUGUAUCUCAAAGAGGAUGAUGUUGGCUUCGACGAUUCCUCCCCCGGGUCGGAUCGCGUCUCUUCGUAUGCUUCGUAUGUGUCCUCGGAGAGUUCGUCCUCGAUCGGAUCUCUGGGAGACAGUGAUGAUGAAGUAGAAGAGGGCGUCGUUUCAUCUGGAGGAAGGGGUGGUUUGGCUUCUUUGCGUGUUUUAGAAGACUCUCUUCCCAUCAAGAGGGGAUUGUCGAAUCAUUAUGCAGGGAAAUCAAAGUCGUUUGCUAAUCUCUUAGAUAUAAGCUCAGUGAAAGAGUUGCACAAGGCAGAGAACCCAUUCAACAAAAGGAGGAGGGUGUUGAUUGCCAACAAAUGGUCCAGCAGGAAGUCUUCUUUUUACUCUUGGCAAAACCUCAAAUCCAUGCCCCUUCUUGCUUGGAAUGAAGACGAUGAAGAUGGAGAGGAUAAAGAAACGCCAUCAUCAAAUGACAAACUAUCAGUAUCAGUAGCAGCAACAAAACCAAGAUUGCAACAAAGCAAGCUGAAGGCUACUUUCAAGCCACAGAGUUGUUUUUCUCUAGCAGAUCUGCAAGUAGAACGUCUAUAACACUCUUUGCUUUUAGCAUGAAAAUGGUUUAGGAUUAAGAUUACUUUUUUUUUUUUUUUAAUAUUCUCUUCCUUCUCUUCUCUAUUUACUCAAAAAAGAACAAAAUUUCUAGCAAGUAUAAGUACUGUCAUAACAUAUAUAUCUAUAAAUUUAUAACUAGAUUAAACAAAAGAGUUAUUACUAAUCAUUUUUUUAAGUGUGAUUAAUCACUUAAUGAAUUUAUUAUUUUAAGGUGUUUUUAAAUUUGACUAACGAUUUUUAAAAAAAUAAAUUUAGGUCUAUUAAUCAGAACAAAGUUUAAGAGUUCGAUUACAUAUGAAAAAUGUUAUAAUACUUUCACAUGUUCAUCUAAAAGAUAGUAUUAUUUUAUUGUAAAUUAUCUUAAGAUCUUGGUGUUAUUGUUCUUAAAUUUAAUAUUAAAAUAAUUUUUAA